AUGCGGAUCCGCUACCCUUUCGCAGGAGCUUUCGCUUUCCUCCUAGUCCUGUCCGGAUACAUGGGCCUGCUCUCCCAUAGCACCUCCUCAUCAAUUCCUACGAAUCUCCAACCAAAUGACAAAUUCCUGCACCUCGUCACCUUCUUCCUCUUGACCGUCACCUUCUACUGGAUCUUGGACACCACGAGGCGGCGCACUCUACAUAUAACCCUACUCUUCUGCACACUCGGCAUGGGAAUCGGCUCGGAGAUUGUCCAAGGCCUCCUUCCAAUUGACCGAGCCUUCGACCCAUUCGAUGUCGUUGCCAAUGUCGUCGGCAGCCUCGGCGCAGUCGGUCUGUGCGGCUGGUAUCACCGUCGCAUGCUGGAGCGCCGCCGCAAGAGCCGCUUUGGCAUUGUGGACGGUGGAGAGGAGGAUGUCGAGCUUGGUGUUGGAGUUGGUGGCUCCCGGGAGGAGGAGGAGGAGGGACUAGGACCGCAAGAGUCUGGUGUGAUGAACUUGGAGCAGGAGGUGGAUAACUGGGAUGAGAAUGCUGUCGAUAAUUGGGAUACCGAGGAUGGUCCGGAGCCGACUGAGCAUCAAGCUGCGCCUCCAAGUUACCAUGAAAGCCAGCCAGCUGGAGAGGGCACUACGAAACGCAGCGAUUGA
Penicillium cataractarum is the source of this 648-nucleotide messenger RNA. Its product is annotated as VanZ family protein. The transcript is spliced from 2 exons. The record is from RefSeq and is a predicted model, not a curated record. Lineage: Eukaryota; Fungi; Ascomycota; Eurotiomycetes; Eurotiales; Aspergillaceae. The coding region runs from base 1 to 648 and encodes 215 amino acids.